Molecule: messenger RNA, 1117 nt
Organism: Ornithorhynchus anatinus (platypus)
Lineage: Eukaryota; Metazoa; Chordata; Mammalia; Monotremata; Ornithorhynchidae
Gene: CLIC3
Product: chloride intracellular channel 3
Exons: 6
Coding region: 14-730 (238 amino acids)
Source: RefSeq, a predicted model, not a curated record
CCACGCCGCAACCAUGGCCGAGAACUCCAAACUGCAGCUGUUUGUCAAGGCCAGCGAGGACGGAGAGAGUGUGGGCAACUGCCCCUUCUGCCAGCGGCUCUUCAUGAUCCUUCUCCUCAAGGGGGUCCCCUUCACGCUCACCACGGUGGACACCAAGAGGUCCCUGGACGUACUGAAGGACUUCGCCCCAGGCUCCCAGCUGCCCAUCCUGCUCUACGACGGGGAGGCCCGGACGGACACCCUUCAGAUCGAGGAGUUCCUGGAGGAGACGCUGGGACCGCCCAAUUUCCCCAGCCUGGUGCCCCGCUACAAGGAGUCCAACACGGCCGGCAACGACGUCUUCCACAAGUUCUCGGCCUUCAUCAAGAAUCCCGUGCCCUCCCAGGAUGAGGCGUUGCACAGGAUGCUGCUGCGGGCGCUGCUGAAGCUGGACGGCUACCUGAGUAGCCCACUGGAGCACGAACUGGAGCGGGAGCCCCGGCUCACCCAGUCCCGCCGCCGGUUCCUGGACGGUGACCAGAUGACCCUGGCCGACUGCAGCCUCCUGCCCAAGCUGCACAUCGUCAACACGGUGUGCGACCACUUCCGCCAGGCCCCCAUCCCCGCCGAGCUGCGGGGGCUGCAUCGUUACCUGGCCAACGCCCUCCAGAUCAAGGAGUUCAAGUACACGUGUCCCCAGACGGCGGAGAUCCUGGCCGCUUACAAGCCCGUUGUGAGACCCCUCCCCUGAGCCCUCGUGGGAAUUUGGAUGGUGGGGGGGGGGGGGGGGAGCUGACACCCCAGGCCGCGCCCGUCCCGGAGCACAUCCACCCUGGACUCCCCGAGGCCCGGCCGGGCCGCGGCGGACGAUGGGCUCCCGGGAAUGCCGAGGACGGGAAUAAAAGUUUUGCGUUCAGGUGGUGUGCGGCUGCCGCAGAGCUGGGGGGCGCGGGGGCGGUCCCCUGGGUACGCCGGACCAGAAUGAGAGGGUGGGUCGGGGGCUCUGGGAUCUCCCUGGCCCGGCCCAUCUCGUCCCCUAAGGCAGAGACGGCAAGCGCGGCCCUGGCUGGCUCCCCUUCCCUCCCCUCCCCGGGAGUAGGCGAUGCCGGAGAACGUGGAAAACCAGUCUGCCCCGGUC